This is a messenger RNA of Rotaria sp. Silwood2, 507 nucleotides long. NCBI's taxonomy places the organism in Eukaryota, Metazoa, Rotifera, Eurotatoria, Philodinida, Philodinidae. The record is from the annotation of a GenBank genome assembly.
AUGCAGGAACAACAACAAGCUGAUGAAAUGCGACAAUUUGACUUGAAUCAGGCAGCUGAAUUGAAACAACAGAUGAUUUAUGAUAGAUUUUUAGAUGAUAUGUACAAGCUAGAGAAAGAUGGUUACUUAACCGAUACAAAAAAUCCAUGGUCAUUUGCCAAUGCCCGUUACCGUGCUGCACAUAGACAGUGGGAUAUUACACGUAAGGCAGAUGCUUUACAAUUUCUCAAAGAACACGAAUUAAUUGGAAAAGCAAAAAUUAUUGACAAACGCACGACCAAGGCAGUUGUUGAUGUAAUUCUUUUAGCUGGAUUAAACUUCGAUAAUAUACAGUUAACAAGUGCAACUGGUGCAUUGAAUCAGUUGAAUUUCGAUAAUGUAGUAUUUGAUCGAGUACCACUGACUCUCAAUUUUCCAUUGAUUAAAUCAUUUCACUUUAAAGAAAUAAUAAAAACAACAAUACAUUGGAUAUAUUCUCUACCGAUUGAGAAUAAUUGCAAACUGUAA